Molecule: messenger RNA, 1808 nt
Organism: Cladophialophora immunda
Lineage: Eukaryota; Fungi; Ascomycota; Eurotiomycetes; Chaetothyriales; Herpotrichiellaceae
Exons: 3
Coding region: 260-1456 (398 amino acids)
Source: RefSeq, a predicted model, not a curated record
CAAAGACUCUCUUGGACCAAACACUUGUCCUCCCUCCAUCACAAGGCUGGCCUGGGUGGCUGGAAUCGAGGUAAGAGUUUUGUAUUGUUUUUGGGGGCCAUAAUGCCGCUGCUGCCGGCUCCUACACUCUGAUGCUUUUGGCUGUCGACCGCCGCCCUCUGUUUCUGCAUGUUCACCGACUAUUUCUUGCCACGCCACAACCCGAUGCUGCGUUGUGAUAUACCAGCAGUUUGCUUUUUCCUGCCCAAAGUGAGCCAGGAUGCGGUUCAUCGACCAGUACAUCAGCAAUAACCAGGGCUUUCAGCUUGACAUCGUUGGUUUCCUCGCCAUCCUUGGUGAAGGUUCCGUUGAGACAAUCGCCCAAGUCGCUACCCUGAGCUACCUCAUCUACGUCCCCCGCCUCCUCCCUGCGCCUCAGAUCUUCAUCAGACCCUCUCGCCCGGAAAAGUUAGAGACCACCGCGGGAGCCAAAGUCAUUGGAGUCCACUCUGGUAACACCGGGGAAGACAUCCACCAUGUGGCCCACGCCUUGCACCGGGGUGACAAGCUGCGUCCAAACACUGUCAGUUGCGUGCGGGUCAAAGAAAACAACAAGCCUCGUCCGUCCAUCAAGAGGUUCGGUCCGUUGGCCUGGUUGGCAUUUCUGGGCGCGGCCAUGAGCGCUGCAUUGUUGGGCCUUUCGAUAUACUACGAGGACGGAAUGUCGUUGCUCGCGACCGUGCUACUGUCGGCCCUGAGCACCGUCACCGGUAUCGCCAACAAGUGGUCACCCACGCCCAACGACCCGAAACCCGAUCCUCACUCCCCGCCCGGCGACGUGGUCAUCAAGUACCCCCAAGGUGCGUUUAUUGUGGUGAGCUGCGAAGAACGCACAGCGCGGUAUCUCUACUUCAACCCCAGCGAGCGCUGUAUCUACUCGGUGAAAAGCACGGCCAUCUAUAGAGGACUCUCUUUGAUAUCGACCCUAUUGCUCAUGGGUGGGGUGAUCUCGCUGGCCAACGCCAAGAUCCAGACCCAGACAGCCUUUGCGGGGUCGUACAUGCUCAUCAACAUCUUUUACUGGAUCGGUGCCGCGCUACCCCCCGCCCAGCACUGGGACCUGUCCAGACUCGAGGUGGAGCAUAUCGAGGUGCACGGAGGCACGCCGCCUCGGAGUGCAAAAGUCGAUAACUAUUCACCUACCUACACCGAGGCGCUGUGGAAGGCCAUCGCCGUGACGGGGACGAGCAACUGGGUCAAGGAGGCGGGCUGGGCUCCUAGGACGCCGGCAUGGAGCGACUGGCUCAACGAGGCCGAGGAAGCCGCCGUGGGCGAACCGCUGAAGUCGAGCAGGCAGAUUGUGGACGGCAAAGAGGUCGAGAUCUGGACGAUCCGCAACUGGGACAGUCGGAACGCGCUCUCCACGCUGCUGCGCACCACGACGGACAGGUUCCAGGCUCAGCCAAAGAGGGGAUGACCUGUCCUCAGAAUGGCGAACCUCUCUUCAAUCAUCACCAUCUGACGGAUGCGAGGAAUGUCGAUCCAUGUGCGCCCCAGGAUGUUCAGCUAGCCGGCUCGCCAGAGACUGGCCUUCACAUGACCCCUUUUGAACCUGGUCUGAAAUUGGUGAUAUGAGCGAUGCCACGAACAUGAUAUGAAUUUAACGGCCAAAUCAACGAAUGAUAACGAGAUGAGACCAUGAACCAUGACCCAAUGAACCAACGACGCCAAAAAAGUUGCAGCAUACAAUUACAUACGAUUAGAUAUAUACACAUAUAUAUAAUCUCUGUAUCAUCGUCCUUUGUGCCUACUUAACUGACGGAUUACCC